GGAGAGAGUCAUCGUUCUCGUGCUCGCGGCCCGUAUUUGCCUGACUCGAGUGACACUACAGUAACCAGUACAGAUCCCAGCGCGUGUGUGUAUCGGUACAUGUACAGAGUACGUCCCUUGCAGAUGCUUGCAAGUAAAUUGGGGCCGAGAUUGUUCGCUGGGUUGAAAGGCUGUUCUAUGAUUCUAGUGGCCCUGAUGCAAUCCCAGAAGCAGGAUCGACAUGACGGUGGAUGAGCUGAGGCCCCUGCCAAAGCCAUGGAUCAUGGUUCUUGAGGUAGAUGGAUCAAGAUGGGCGGGGGAAGGGGGCCUAGCAGACCACCACUCUAGUGAAGACACUGGACGACGGUUGGAAUUAGGAAUUUGGAAUUUAGGAUUAGUUAGAGGCUUGGGGCUUGAAGGAGGGGGAGGGGGGGCGUGGAUAUUCCCAAUCCCAAUUCCCUUUGAUUUGGCGUUGGCGCCGUCGGGAACGGUCCAAGGGCCACCGAGCGGAUCGGGCCAAGAUGCGGGUGAGGACAGGGCCCAGCAACGACGGUCUCAACGUUGGUGUUUUGGCGUGCGAACCAGCGACGGGAGCUUUGGCCUUGGGCACUCCGGACUCUGUUGCCAAUUGGCUUUCACCCGCACCCCAAUGGUACUCCGUAGUGGGGAGGCGAAUAGAUACCUGGGUCGGUACUUUGCAGCACAUGACACAAACAAUUGUGUCCCCAGGUGGUGGUCCCAGAUGCUAGGUCCAGACUGGGAAAACCCCAGCCAGCCGUCUUCCCCAUUCGUUUCGUUUCGUUCAGCCCAGGCCAGUCUCCUUUCAGGUCAGGCAGCCGGAAAAAGCAGCCAAGACAAGGCUAAGCCCGAAGCACCAGCCCAAAACGGGCGACGGGGCGACGGGGCGGCGGGCGACGGGGCCAAGAGGCAGUAA
Ilyonectria robusta is the source of this 913-nucleotide messenger RNA. RefSeq lists its product as uncharacterized. The record is from RefSeq and is a predicted model, not a curated record. The coding region runs from base 221 to 913 and encodes 230 amino acids. Lineage: Eukaryota; Fungi; Ascomycota; Sordariomycetes; Hypocreales; Nectriaceae. The transcript is spliced from 3 exons.